GAGCCGAACAGGUGUAGCUGUUGGAGCCGCCGGGGGUUCCCGGGAGGGAGGGAGGGAAUCCGUCACUCAGUCGGUCCGUCACUCAGUCAGGCCGGGAAAGAGGAAGGACGGAGGGCAACAUGUCUCGCUACACCAGGCCCCCCAACACCUCCCUGUUCGUCAGGAACGUCGCGGAUGCCACCAGGCCUGAGGACUUGCGACGUGAAUUUGGUCGAUAUGGCCCUAUAGUAGACGUAUACAUUCCACUUGACUUCUACACUCGCCGCCCAAGAGGAUUUGCUUACGUACAAUAUCCUUUAUUUCACUCUCUAGUCAUAUUUGAAGAUGUCCGUGAUGCAGAAGAUGCUCUUUAUAACCUCAAUAGAAAGUGGGUAUGUGGUCGUCAAAUUGAAAUACAGUUUGCACAAGGUGAUCGCAAAACACCAGGCCAAAUGAAAUCAAAAGAACGCCACCCUUGUUCUCCAAGUGAACAUAGAAGAUCAAGAAGCCACAGCAGAAGGACUCGAAGUAGAAGUUCUUCAUGGGGAAGAAGCCGGAGACGAUCUGAUAGCCUUAAAGAGUCUCGCCGUAGGGGACUUUCUUAUAGCCGAUCUAAAUCUCGAUCUAACUCAUUAACAAGGCAUUCUACCUCAGGAAGGAAAUCAAGAUCCCCUAGAAGAAAUUCUAGUUCUAGACGACGGUCAAGAUCUGAGUCCUUACAAAAAAGGACCACAUCUGUGGGAAAGUCACAGUCAAGUUCACCUCAGAGGCAGACCACCUCAGGGGCAAAAUCAAGAUCAGGUGGAAGACAUUUUGAUUCACUAGCAAGAUCCCCAUCAAAAUCUCCCCAAAGACACACAAAUUCUGAAACUAAAGCACAGUCUCGGAGCUACCAUCAUAAAAACAAUUGGUGAAACAGCAUCAGAAGAUCUCCACACAUACUUAGACUUUCAUUUUGAAGACAGAACUUUUGUUAAAAAUUCUUCACAGUUGUAAUGUGGGCCAAUAUUAUUUUGGGCAUAUACAUGUAGUAAAAUAUAUCUUUCUUUGGAUUAUUAGAUUUGGCCUCAUCAUCCCUGCAGACACUAUAAAUAAUGUUAUGUUUAGUUUUGUGCUAAAUGAGAUGCUGUAGUCA
This is a messenger RNA of Gracilinanus agilis (Agile Gracile Mouse Opossum), 1114 nucleotides long. It is a transcript of the gene SRSF12, whose product is annotated as serine and arginine rich splicing factor 12. Gene Ontology annotation, biological process: mRNA splicing, via spliceosome. Gene Ontology annotation, molecular function: RNA binding. Gene Ontology annotation, cellular component: nuclear speck; cytoplasm. The record is from RefSeq and is a predicted model, not a curated record. The transcript is spliced from 5 exons. NCBI's taxonomy places the organism in Eukaryota, Metazoa, Chordata, Mammalia, Didelphimorphia, Didelphidae. The coding region runs from base 120 to 893 and encodes 257 amino acids.